Messenger RNA from Electrophorus electricus (electric eel), 5129 nucleotides. RefSeq names its product BTB (POZ) domain containing 11b (gene abtb3b). NCBI's taxonomy places the organism in Eukaryota, Metazoa, Chordata, Actinopteri, Gymnotiformes, Gymnotidae. Gene Ontology annotation, cellular component: nucleosome. Gene Ontology annotation, molecular function: protein heterodimerization activity; structural constituent of chromatin; DNA binding. The record is from RefSeq and is a predicted model, not a curated record.
UCGAACAGGCAAAUAAGCGCAUGCACUUGGAAUCGUCCUAUUUCCAAGUGCAGGAUCCCCGUUUACGUUCCCGUGCUGCUCGAGCAGAGCGAGCUCGCGCACACGGCCCCUCCUCCAAGUGGCACUGGAUCCUCGACUGCGGUACAGCGCCUGAGCCACACACACGCUGCCGCUCGGACGGAGUUGCGCACGAUUUUAAGCACCAAGCGGAACCAUCUCGAGCUUGUCCGUCUUUUCUUUUCCGUUCACCAUCGGUGUAGGCGCGCGGCAACACUGCGGAUUUCAUGCGCGGUUGAACUUUGUUUCUCGCGGGUCACUAUGACGCAGAGCCAUGGCAAAGCGGGGUAGACCCUUGGGGAGAACGCUGGAGGACCUGACGCUUGACUCGGGCUACGGAGGAGCGGCCGAUUCUUUCCGGUCCUCGAACUUGUCCCUGUGCUGUUCUGAGACGCUCGCACCCCACGCGCAUGGAGGCGACUGCUGGCAUUUAACCGACUCCAUGCGCAGCCGACACAACAGCUUGGACACUGUCAACACCGUGCUGGCCGGAGACGGCGCGACCCUGGAUUGCGCCGGACACUGUGCGAAACUUCCCGAGCUUGAGGAUGUACCCUGGAGUCUCGGGGAAGUGGAAAAUGCGCUGAACAAGGAGGACGAGCUGCGAUUCGGGACCCUGAACGCUGACCUCCUGGCCGGGCUCUCCGCGAUGCUUAGCCGCGCGCUUGUGAGGAUCGCGCUGGAGACGCAAAGGCUGAGUUUGCGCUACGCCCGAUGCACCAAAUACGAAAUUCAAAGUGCCAUCAAGAUUAUUCUGUCAUGGACGAUCUCGUUCAACUGCAUCAGUGCGGCGCUCAGUGCGCUGUCCAUGUACAGCAUGAGUACGGAGGACAAAUUCAGCCGGUGCAAAGCCAGGCGAUGCGGGCUCGCUUUCUCCGUCGGCAAGUUUUUCCGCUGGAUGGUCGAGAGCAAUAUCGCGGUCAGGAUUCACGAGCACGCCGCCAUCUACCUGACCGCGUGCAUGGAGAGUCUUUUCCGUGAGGUGUUGACCCGGGUGCUGAGGAACGCUCUGGUGGAGAAGGAUAACGGCACACCAAAGAUUACUGUCGAGUCUUUGGAGCAAGCUGUUAACGGCGACUCCGAGCUCUACGGUCUCCUCCAGGCCCACCAGCAUGUUCUCUGUGGGAAAGGCGCCGCUGGGAUCCUCUGUCUGCCAGACAGCUUGAGUCUCCACAGGGACCAGCAGCGACUAGGGAAGCUGGGUGAUGGCCAGGCCUACAGUGAAAUGGAGCUCCGCACCCUAGAGCAGUGUCUGCUGGCCACCCGGGUGGGAAGCAUCGCUGAGCUCAGUGACAUGGUGUCCAGAGCCAUGCAUCACCUGCAACCGCUCAGCGUCCAGAACCAGAGCAACGGGACGCCCGUCCACCAGAAGCCCAGCCUGCUGCACUGGGAGCCUGAGGCACUGUACACUCUCUGCUACUUCAUGCACUGCCCUCAGAUGGACUGGGAGAAUCCCAGCCCAGAGCCCCCCAAAGUCUCCCUGCACAUGGAAAGGCCGUAUGCUGUACUGCCGCCCAUCAUGGAGUGGAUCAGAGUGGCUGUGGCACAUGCCGAGCACAGACGCAGCUCCUCCAUCGACAGCGAUGACGUCCGACAGGCAGCCAGGGUCCUGAUGCCUGGGGUGGACUGCGAACCUCGACAGCUGAAGACGGACGAUUGUUUCUGCGUGUCGCGGAAGCUGGACGCCGCAACCACUGAGGCCAAGUUCCUGCAGGAUCUGGGCUUCCGUAUGCUGAACUGUGGACGCACAGACCUGGUCAAACAGGCCAUCAGUCUGCUUGGCCCUGAUGGCAUCGACAGCAAGAGCGAUCAGGGUAUGACCCCUCUGAUGUAUGCGUGUGCGCGGGGGGAUGAAGCCAUGGUGCAGAUGCUGCUGGAUGCAGGAGCUGAUGUCAACAGUGAGGUACCCAGCUCAGUGCACCAGCACCCCUCAGUGUACCCAGAGAACAGGCAGGCUACUGCUCUGUCCUUCGCUGUGCUGCACCAACAUGUACCCAUCGUGCAGUUGUUGUUGGACGCUGGGGCCAAUGUGCAGGGCUCUCUACAGGAUGACAUGGACAGCUUCACAGAGACUCCCCUGCAGUUGGCUGCUGCUGCAGGGAACCUUGAGAUAGUCAGCUUGCUGAUGGAGAGGGCCGCAGAUCCCAUGGUGGGAACCAUGUACCGCAAUGGGAUAUCCACCACGCCACACGGGGAGAUGAACUCCUUCAGCCUGGCAGCAGCUCACGGACACAGGAAUGUGUUUCGGCGGUUGCUGGCGCAGCCUGACAAGGGCAAGGGUGAUGUGCUGUCUCUGGAGGAGAUCCUCGCGGAGGGGGCGGACGAGGCCGAGACCAGCUCGCUGGACACAGCCCGGUCGGGCAAGGCCAAGCUCAAAGCCCUGAGGGAGGCCAUGUAUCACAGCACAGAGCACGGACACGUGGACAUCACCAUAGACAUCCGCACCCUGGGAGUGCCCUGGUCACUACACACCUGGCUGGAGUCCUUGCAGACGUGUUUCCUGCAGAACCGACGUCCACUGAUCCAGGUGCUGCUGAAAGACUUCAGCUGCAUCGAGGAGGAAGGUUACAGAGAAGAGCUGGUCACCCAGGCCCUGCCACUCAUGUUCCAGAUCUGCAGAGGCAGCAAGAACGAGGUGAUCAGUCAGCAGCUCGCUGGGAUCUUCACGCAGUGCUACGGGCCAUACCCCAUCCCUAAGCUCACCGAGAUCAAGAGGAAGCCCAGCGCCAGGCUAGACCCUCACUUCCUGAACAAUAAGGAGAUGUCAGACGUGACAUUCCUGGUGGAGGCAAGACCGUUCUACGCUCAUAAAGUUCUGCUCUUUACUGCCUCCAGCAGGUUUAAGUCUCUGCUGUCAAACAGACCAGCAUCGGAGAACACUUGCAUUGAAAUCAGCAACGUGAAAUACAACGUGUUUCAGCUUGUGAUGCAGUAUCUGUACUGUGGUGGAACAGAUUCACUGUACAUCAGGAACACUGAGGUGAUGGAUCUGCUGUCUGCUGCCAAGUUCUUCCAGCUGGAGGCCCUGCAAAGGCACUGUGAGAUUAUCUGCUCGAAGAACAUCAACACGGAGUCCUGUGUGGAGAUCUACAACCAUGCCAGAUUCCUCGAGGCGUCUGAGCUGGUGACCUACAUCGAGGGCUACUUCCUGAAGAACAUGGUGUUACUGAUCGAGCUGGAGCCGUUCAAACAGCUGUUGUACGACACGCCAGCUGAGGUGGCGGGUCACGACCUCCUCCAGGACCUGGAACGGGCUCUGACCACCCGCAUCCAGUCCAUCCAUCUGUCCUCCGCCAAGGGAUCCAUCGUCUGAAGGCUCCGCAGCCGUGCUGAACCUCCUGAAGUGUUCGCUUUGCCCCGGCGCCAGACGAGCACUGGCUAAGUGCGCACUCCGUCCGUUAGUGUAGCAGUAUUUGAUAACCCUGCUUUAUCUAAGACAGCAGUGGAACUUGGCCCCCUCUGAAGAGAGGGAACACCCAUGCUGCUCUCUAGGAUGGACAAGUGAGAGAACGUGUGAGAGGUGAGAGGACGUGUGAGAGGUGAGAGGACGUGUGAGAGGUGAGAGGACGUGUAUCGUUGAGUUUUUGUUUUUGCUCAUUUCACAUUUCAGGGUAAACAAUGCUUCAGUACCAUCACAGCUGUAUUAGACACGGUGCGUGUGCUGUAUUAGACACGGUGCGUGUGCUGUAUCAGACGCAGUACGCAUGCUGUAUAAGACACGGUGCACGUGCUGUAUUAGACGCAGUACGCGUGCUGUAUUAGACGCAGUACGCGUGCUGUAUUAGACGCAGUACGCGUGCUGUAUUAGACGCAGUACGCGUGCUGUAUUAGACACGGUGCGCGUGCUGUAUUAGACGCAGUACGCAUGCUGUAUUAGACGCAGUACGCGUGCUGUAUUAGACGCAGUACGCGUGCUGUAUUAGACGCAGUACGCAUGCUGUAUUAGACGCAGUACGCGUGCUGUAUUAGACGCAGUACGCGUGCUGUAUUAGACGCAGUACGCGUGCUGUAUUAGACACGGUGCGCGUGCUGUAUUAGACGCAGUACGCAUGCUGUAUUAGACGCAGUACGCGUGCUGUAUUAGACGCAGUACGCGUGCUGUAUUAGACGCAGUACGCGUGCUGUAUUAGACACGGUGCGCGUGCUGUAUUAGACACAGUACGUGCACGGUUUUAGACGCAGUAUUAGACACGGUACAUGUGCUGUAUUAUGUUGGUUCCAGAAAACUGAACUGAAGCUACGUGAAGAAAUGUCCGUCGUCUUCGUGGUGUACGAGGGCAAUCAUUGCCUCGUACAGAUCACAUGGGACAGUGCUGUGCUCUCUCGCAUACCUUUCUUCAGAGUAAAUGACCUGAGCACCUGUCCGGAAAGUGUCAUGCCUCAUUCCACCCACCACAAACACAGGACACCACUUCUCUGUCCUGCUCCGGCAGGUCUGAAAAGGAUGCGAAGCCACCCACCAUAGUGCUUCCCAGCCACCUCUUGCAGACGUUGGACUGGCAUGCUUCGCUCAGCUGCUUGCGCUCCUUUUGACCCGUUCUGUCCGUAGCUCGUGAAACGGCAGCGGAUCCUUCAUCGGCAGUCAUAGUCGCAAGUCACGGUAGUCAGGUUAAUCGCACCCGCUCAUGUAAAUAUCCGCUGUAAAUCUCUCAUACGGAGACAGCUCUCUGUCUGUAAAUACAUGUAUAUAACACAGAUCAUCACUUGAGAACCCACUCAAAGUGUAUCUCCAAAUCAAAUAAACUCACAAAUGUGCAGAUGCAUGUAACCCUUUAUUUUCUUUUACUCAUCCCGGGCUCUUGUGUGUGGAGAACUAUAAUCGUGCUAAUAGUGCUGUUACCAGCCUGGCGUGAAAGACCUGUAGCUCUGAACAUAGCCAGUCCUGAGGAGACGGCUGACUCAGUAUGUGACAACCACGCCUUUUGAUGUGCUUUGUCUCUGAUCUUGGUGUUUGUGGAACUAUGUAGAAAUCCCUCUGUGACUAAAUUACUUUUCUUUGUAAAGAUCAAUGCAAAAAUGCUAUCCUUGAAAAUAAGUUAUGUCCUUGAAAAUAAACAUAUUUUAGUAUCUGA